CACAGAUCAGAUGCAGGAGGGCUUCAGUUGUCCACUGACCGCUUUCCAACAGCUAUCAUGCAACUGAUACAUCUGCCAGCUGCAGUCAUACUUGGGGUUGUGAUACCUCAGAUAUUCAGCAUUUCAUUUCCACCUUCUGACUGUCUGGUUGCCGUGGACACCUGCAUGUCAAAUCUGUGCAAGUGGAGUGAAGAGGCAUUUUACGGCAGCAUCUGUGAGGAUGAAGGGUGCCAAAUAAAAGGCUCAGAGGUCUGUAACUUGACCAUCCAGACUAUACUGGACCAAUUUCCCUCUCUGCACGGGUGUGUGUGUGCCUGGGAGGAGGAGCUUUGUGACUCUAUACAAGCGCUGGCCAUACAAUGCCACCAAAAACCAGCAGCUCAGAGGAGGAGGAGCACAGUGAUGGACUGGCAGUCAAGCAGUUUAAUAGGCUAUGUACACAAUGGUUCUGCAUCAUGCUUGGACCAAAUGACAGUUUGUGUCAGUGAUCCAGUUUGUAACAGGUACCUAGCACCUGUCCUUAAGACAUGCACGGACCAACUGUGCGACCGAGACCGCUGUCAGCAAGUGACUCAACAGUUCUACAGCAGCAUGCCACGCAAUGUUGCAGAGAUGCUGGUCAUGUGUGAGUGUGAGGCUUCAGAUCUGAGCUGUCUGGAAAUGAACACUGCUCUGCAUAGAGGCACAUGUGGACCGCAGACCAGAAUCUGCCAGGAUACAGUUAACCAGUGUGUUGAGGACAGUCACUGCAGAGACCUGUUAAAAACCUUCCGAGCCAAAUGCUGGAGCCCUGAAGAAGCACAAUGCAGCUCCAGUGACCUCGAAAAUGAUGAAUGUAUCACACAGAUGGAUUCAGCUCUCAUCCUUGGUGCGGAUCCUGAUUGUAUAUUUGCCUUCUUGGCCACUUUGGGCACAGCACUUCACUAUCCUUGUGCAUGCGAGGGAAUGCGCAAUAAUGAUCUACUGACAUGCAACAGGAUUCAUGAUGUGUUUCAUAAUAGAUCACACUUCAUUAAAUCUUGGAAAAGCAGCAGUGGUCCUACUAAACCUCCUGAAAUCGAUGAAUCUGAGCAAGGUCACACAUGGUCACUUGAUUAUCUACUGUAUGCUUUUGCAACUGUGCUACUUGUUGGAGUUGUUAUAUUAAUGCUUCUGGCUGUUGUCAGUAAAAUAUGGAUGUGGAGAAGACACAAAACUAAAUUUCACCAUCCGCAGAAGAGCAAUUGUGUUAUUCCCUGAUGUUUAUUCAUCUUUUAAAUGUUUGUCUUGAAAAUCCUAAUUUUUUAAAUGCCCAAUGUUGUUUAUUAUUAUCUCAAAAAGAUUGUAGAUGUUGCAUAAAUGUAUUUUUUCCCACAAUGUUGAUAAGUACACAUAUACUUCAUUAUGGCAACAUUGAUAAAGUAAUGAUAUAUUUCAGACACUGGUCUUGGUAACAAUGCUGUUAUUAGACUAAUCAAUCUGAAUUGCAGUGCUUUAUUAAAGACAGUGAAUUUGAAGUAGGGCUGGGCAAUAUAUAUUGUGAUGGGAGAGUAGAUAUUGUCUUAGAUUUGGUAAUUGUAAAUGCAAAUGCAAUUUUCUGAACUUACCAAGCUGUUCUAGCUGUUUUAUUAUUUGCCUUUAACCACUAGGACACCAUUGUGUGUCGACAUUACUGAUGAUUAUUUAUCCAAAAUCUUAUUGUAAAGGCACCAUUUGCUAACCCUACAAUACCGUCAAACUAUCAACAAUGAGGAAUAUCCCAGCCCUAAUUUCAAGUGACAAGAACCUAUAUCCUUUACAGUUAUAAAUGUUGCACGAGCAAAAUACUGUUGUGACAAGCUAUGAUGUAUGUCGGAGACAGAUGAUCACGUGUGAGAGCACGUAAUUUUUUUCUUGAAUCACAACAGAAACAUUUCUCUCUGCAGUAAAUUAUCAAUCCUCACAUUUUCAUCCGUUUUACACUGACUCGUGUGUCAAUCAUUGUAAGAAUCCCCACGUCUGACAGAUUGCUUUAUGUCAUCACUUGUCUUUUUGUGAGUUCUUUUAGUGCUCCGGGCAUCAACCGUAUCUGAUAAUAAACUUCACCCUGAACAC
Molecule: messenger RNA, 2073 nt
Organism: Etheostoma spectabile (orangethroat darter)
Lineage: Eukaryota; Metazoa; Chordata; Actinopteri; Perciformes; Percidae
Gene: gfral
Product: GDNF family receptor alpha like
Exons: 9
Coding region: 58-1239 (393 amino acids)
Biological process (GO): nervous system development
Cellular component (GO): signaling receptor complex; external side of plasma membrane
Molecular function (GO): signaling receptor activity
Source: RefSeq, a predicted model, not a curated record